CUAAAGUUUAUGUUCAUCCGUCCUGUGUUACCAGCCUGCAAGGUAACACAAUGAAGUGGGGUGUAUGUGUGGGUGUGGCUGCAACUAUCCUUGGAAUCUAUUUUUGUCACUUCCUGGUGACUGUCACAUGGGGCUCUGUCCUGGCAAAGUUAUGGGCAGCUUCUAUGCUUGGUGUAUGCAUAGUGACUUUAACAUUGACUAUAGAUUUUUAUAGAAGAGAUUUUGAUGAGAUGCACUUCUACACUAUACGAAGCAAGAUAAACCAUUACAUUGCCAAUGCUGGCCUUGCUGUAGCUGGCCAGUACCAACAAUGGAAAAUGGACAAAAGCACCAAAGAUAUCAAAGCUGCACAAAACGAAAUUCUCUUCCAAAGACUUAAAAAAAAUAAGGAUACAGAAUAUGGUAUCAAAUACAAAUUUUCUGAGGUAAAAACAAGAGAAGAUUUUGUGAAGUGUCACCCUCUGACACGAAUCAGUCAUUAUGAGGAUUACAUUAAUAGAAUGAUGUCAGGAGAGAAAAAUAUCUUGACUUCAGCGCAACCGAUCAUCUUUGCUGUCACUUCAGGAACCUCUGGUAAAAGUAGUGUUAUACCAAUGAUCAAAGAACAAAGAAUACUAUUUUUCUUGCAAGGAGUAGCUGUAGCAUAUAAUAGUAUGAUCAAAGCAUAUCCAGGUUCUAAAUCAAUUCAAAAGAAUCUCAAACUGUUUUACACCCCCAAGAUGAGAGAAUCACCUUCAGGGAUACCUGUUGGUCCUAAUUCAUCCUCCCCUGCAAACUCAAAGGCAAUGUUGAGUCUUUACUCAACCCCAAGUGCUGGAUAUGAAAUUCUCAGUGAACCAGAAGCAUUAUAUGUUCAUUUACUGUUUGCCAUAAGAGAUCGUAAUAUUGGAAUCCUAGAAGCUAAUUUUUCCUCUAUAGUGUACAAUGCACUGCGUGCCCUUGAAUAUCAUUGGGAAAGUCUGGCUGAUGACAUUGAGAAAGGUUGUAUUAGUGCCUCUCUUAAAAUUGAUGAUAGGAUUAGAUCUGAACUAGAUAAGUCAUUAUCACCUGACAUAAGAAGAGCAGAUGAGAUCAGAGCAUCAUUCAAAGAUGGCCGAAUGGGUUUGGUUAAGAGGUUAUGGCCAAACUGCAAUGUUGUGUUAGGAACAGAUACUGGGGCAUUUGCCCUCCAAGGUGACAUGCUGAGAGAAACUUUCUGCAAAGGGGUCCCCCUCUACUCCCCUCUUUAUGCAGCCUCUGAGGGACUUUUAGGGGUGAAUAUCUGGCCCCUAGAGAGACCGAGUCACUACCUACUGGCCCCACAGUCAAUGUUCUGUGAAUUCAUUCCUGUGGAGAACAGUGAUGAAGAUCAACCACAAACUUACUUCAUGGAUCAGGUGGAGAGAGGACGUGUGUAUGAACUAGUCAUCACUACAGCAUCAGGUCUUAUGAGGUACAGGUUUGGAGAUGUUGUCAAAGUUGUGGACUUUUACAAUCAGUGUCCGGUCAUUGAGUUUAUGUACAGGCAGGGCCAGCUGUUGAAUGUACGAGGGGAGAAAACAUCUGAAGUGGCAUUAUUCAAAGCUUUAUCAGAAGGCGUGGCUCACUGGCCUGGGGCAAAGCUGGUGGAUUACUGCUGUGCUGAGAGUGUGUUGGUGGAGGAAGAGGAUCCGAAAGACAAGGAGAGUUAUGUUCCAUUCUACCAUGUUUUUGUUGAACUCGAACAAGAAACUUCAAAUUUUGUCUUGCUUGAUGAACAGAGGAAUCUUGUGGAUGAGUCUUUAUGUAAACAGUCCUAUGUAUACCAGUCAUUCAGGAAGAAAGGUAGUAUUCACCCAAUGAGGAUUCAUAUAGUCAGCCCUGGUACAUUCCAGAAACUCCGCGACUUCACCAUAGCAACUACCUCAGCGUCUGCCAAUCAAUACAAAGCUCCCCGGGUCCUGAAGAGAAAGGAUGCUGUGGAAAUGUUAAUGAAAAAUGUGGUUAAAUAAAGAUGUGUCUUGCCAGUAGCAUAAGAUAUUGAUAGGAGAGUAAUUUAAAAUAUAACUGUAUACAAGAAUGAUUUCUUCAUCAUGAAAAGGGCAUUUCAAAAUACAAGUAAUUUAUUGAUGAAUUCAUAUUAGCUUAUUAGAUUUAUACCUACGUGUAUAUGUCCUACUUGCCAAUAUAGGAUUGUUAUACAGUGAUCUCAAAGCUGAGUAAAAACAGCCUACCAUUUAUCUACAUCAAACUUACUUUUUAUAUACAUGUAUAUCAAUAGGUUAAAAUCAUACUACAUAUAGUUACAAACGGAGGUGUUUUUAAAACAAAUUAUUGAAGCUUGUUAAAAUCACAGAAAGUGAAAUACUUUUUUCAGAUAUUUUGUCUCAAAGUCACAUAAAUGUACCAUGUAUACAUAUAUUUUUUAAUUGUUAGACAUUUUGGAUAAGUUGAUUUGAAUGUUAGUAGGUACAAAUCCUGAUAUGGUCUCUUACAUUUUUACUACUUUGAUUGGUAUGUUGUAUGAUUCUUUAUUCUAAAUCUUUUGAAUGUUACUGGAUUCACAUAUUUUUGUCUUUUUGUUAUACUUUGGUAAAGAACAACUGUUGUGUGUCCCUCUAAGAUAAUAUCCACAGUUGGAUUCAUUUAUUUAUAGUUUCUGGACUUCAGUAAAGUUGGGUGUUGGGUGUAUCUACAUGGUGACAUCUGCAGCUUGAAAUAUUUUGACCUACUUACAGUUUUUGGACUUGUUAACUUCACAUUGUGUGAAACAUCUACCUCAUUAGACAUUAUUAUAUAAGACAAUAAUGAUAAUUAAAUUAAUUACCAAUAAAGGUAGCUGGAUAUAAAAGUAAAAUACUCAAUAAGGCAAACAUAUUUGGAUCAACAUUGUGAUUGUAUACAGAUUUUUCAACUACAACGGUAACACAUAUAUAUGUAUUCUGGUCAUUUGUAUACACCUAUUAACUCAUUGGAGCUAUUUAUAGUUUAUAGAAAUAUUUACACAUGUGUGUAAAAUGGCCUUUUUCUACUUCCUGAGUGGAUCACAACAGCCAUUUGUUACGUACAUGACUAAACUGGUGCUUUGUAUACUCAGACCAGUGGAGUUGCUGCUGAAGUUCAAAGAUUUGUAUUCAAUUACAUUACGGGCUCUUUAAUUUAAACAUUUUUGGAUGUGCUAUUGUCUUUAAAGUAUUAAGAUAUCUUUCUGUUCCACUUUACUUGUACUAAACUUUACACUGCUGUUUUUCAUGGUAUAUCUUAAGAUGUGGUACAAACAGUUUUAAGACACAGACUUCAAAGCAUUUAUUGUAACAUCAAUUUUCAGGGCAUUGAAGUCAUUUUGGUUAAUGUUUUUAGUUCACCUGUCUGAGACCAUGUGAGCCUAUACCAUGGCAGCCCUUGUCAGUUAGUCAUUAAUCUAUCUGGUGGCAACUUUCCUAUUUGAAUAAAUUCCUCUCAAGAAGCAAAAGCACUUGGUGAAAAUAUUAGGCCUCUAGUAAACUGAGAUGAAGAGCUACUUAUUUGUUCAGAUGAAUGUCCUUGAUUCACUUUCAAGGUCACAGGUGAUGAAGAUGAUAAAAUCUUAAAACAUCUUCCUCUCAAUAACCACGAGGUCCUGUGUCAUGAUAUUGAACAUUUAGCUUACUUGUAUGAAUAGCUACCAAGUUUGUUCAAAAGAAUAACUUUCACCAUGUUCAAAGUCACAGAGGUCAAAUUCAUAACUUUUUGUUCAUAUGGCUUAUUCUUUGGAGUUUUGAUAUUUGGUCAGUUGCUUUCAAAGAUGAAGGGCUACAAAUUUUUGAUGUGAAAAUGAAAGUUACCGAAUACACUUGUUCAAUCAAGUAUAAGUCCAAGAACAGGUAAAUGAUACAGGCCCUUCGGACCUCUUAAUAAAUAAAUAUUUGUAAGUCCUUGAUAUUUUAGAAAAGAAAAAAAAUAUUUCCUUACUUGAGUAAUACAUGUCUUAAAAAAUCCAUGCUGUGAGCUAAUACACAAUUAAUUAGGAAUGAAAUAACACAAUUAACAAGGAAUGAAAUAUUUUUCUGUUUCUUAAAUUUAA
This is a messenger RNA of Ylistrum balloti, 4021 nucleotides long. RefSeq names its product GH3 domain-containing protein-like. Lineage: Eukaryota; Metazoa; Mollusca; Bivalvia; Pectinida; Pectinidae. Gene Ontology annotation, molecular function: acid-amino acid ligase activity. The record is from RefSeq and is a predicted model, not a curated record. Gene Ontology annotation, cellular component: cytoplasm. The coding region runs from base 51 to 1970 and encodes 639 amino acids. The transcript is spliced from 6 exons.